AUGUCUCUUACACCAGAAGAGCAUUGCUACAGUUUCAUCACAAAAGAGCUAUCACUAGAUGUUAGAUCCACCCCUCCACUCACAAAACAAUCAUUUGAAGAUGGAUACCCUCAUUUAGUCACAAUGAUAAUUCAUGAACCACAGAUUUUUCACACAGGGAUAGAGGGAGGUCACAUGAUGAUGAAUGUUGCCUGUAUGGAUAAUGCAAAUAUAUGGACUUGUGCAGAUGGUCGCAUCACUCUCUACAACGUUGAUCAGAAUCAAUCACAACUUAUUUCAAUCAAACAAAUUCGUACCUGGCCGAAUUCCAUAGCAGUGACAAAAGGUGGUGAUCUAGUUUUUACUACACACUCGGAUAGAACUGUGAACAUUUUGAAUAAUGAAGGAAUUCGAGAGGUAAUCAGACUCCGGAUGUGGAGACCUCACAGUGUAUGCUGUACCUCUUCCGGUGACUUUCUAGUUACGUUGGAAAAUGAUGACAAAAAACGCUCAAAAAUUAUUCGAUAUUCUGGUUAUAAAGAGAAACAAUCUAUUCAGUUUAAUGAAAAUGGCAAGUCUCUUUAUUCAUCAAGUGGUUCUAAUCUACACAUAUGUGAGAACAGAACUAUAAACAGGAUAUCUGUGUGGCUGAUUGUGGAGCUAAAGCAAUAG
This is a messenger RNA of Saccostrea cuccullata (small rock oyster), 651 nucleotides long. RefSeq lists its product as uncharacterized. Gene Ontology annotation, molecular function: protein binding. The record is from RefSeq and is a predicted model, not a curated record. The coding region runs from base 1 to 651 and encodes 216 amino acids. The transcript has a single exon. NCBI's taxonomy places the organism in Eukaryota, Metazoa, Mollusca, Bivalvia, Ostreida, Ostreidae.